CCGCCGCCACAAUGAGUGCGGCGGAAGCUAUCGCGCAGGUCUAGAGCAGGGCCAGGGAACCUAGGGCACUGGUGUAGUGACUGUUUAGUGCCGGAGAGCUCAGGCUGCGACGCCCGACGCGGCCAAAGAAUUAUUUCUUCUUCUCCAAGAUGGGGUGUGGCUCAGUCGGUACGGACUUCUGGACGCCGUCGGGUCACCCGGGUCCUUGUAUCAAACGACCUCCCAUUCACCUUCUCCCUGGGGCGGUGUGCAGGGCAAUCAAACUGCCGAGGGAGCCGCUUCACCGAGCUAAGCCCCCUUAUUCGUUUUCUCCCCCUCCGGGUUUGUGCGGGCUGGGUACAAGAAGUUGGGUGGGGGCUGCUGCUGCUUGUAUUUGGACUUGCGAGGAGCCAUCCCAACCCCAGGCACGGAUUCUGCUCCUCGGUAGUGGUAGGGAGCCCUUCCUUGUUAGUAGCCUCUCAUCGGGAACUGGACCAUUCAGAGCGAUUAUGAGUCACAAAGCCCCAGCGCCUUGGGGGGCCUCCUUCCUUAGGCGGGGUGACGCCCGAGGGGCCCCCACCCCGAGGUGAGGUGACGCCCGUGGUCACUUCACAAGGCUGAAAUUGUUACCUGGGCAAUAAAAGGCACCGCGGCGGAGGGGGCCGAGGAGUGGGCACAUGGGGGUGCAGGUGUGCAGGUGCCAAGCACCAUGGGUUAGGCCCGAGAUUGGAGUCCGGCCGCCCCCCGACAGCAGCCGCCUCCUGCUCCCCGCGCGCCCUAGGCGCCAUGUCGGGCGACAAACUUCUGAGCGAGCUCGGCUAUAAACUGGGCCGCACAAUAGGUGAGGGAAGUUACUCCAAGGUGAAGGUGGCCACAUCGAAGAAGUACAAGGGCACGGUGGCCAUUAAGGUGGUGGACCGGCGGCGCGCACCGCCAGACUUCGUCAACAAGUUCCUGCCGCGCGAGCUGUCCAUCCUUCGAGGCGUGCGGCACCCGCACAUUGUGCACGUCUUCGAGUUCAUUGAGGUGUGCAACGGGAAGCUGUACAUCGUGAUGGAGGCAGCCGCCACUGACCUGCUGCAGGCCGUGCAGCGCAACGGGCGCAUCCCCGGGGGGCAGGCACGUGACCUCUUCGCACAGAUAGCCGGUGCCGUGCGCUACUUGCACGACCACCACCUGGUGCACCGCGACCUCAAGUGCGAAAACGUGUUGCUGAGCCCUGACGAGCGCCGCGUCAAGCUCACUGACUUUGGCUUUGGCCGCCAGGCCCAUGGCUACCCUGACCUGAGCACCACCUACUGCGGCUCGGCAGCCUACGCAUCGCCUGAGGUUCUCCUGGGCAUCCCCUAUGACCCCAAGAAGUACGAUGUGUGGAGCCUAGGCGUCGUGCUCUACGUCAUGGUCACCGGAUGCAUGCCCUUCGACGACUCAGACAUCGCUGGCCUGCCAAGGCGCCAGAAGCGCGGCGUCCUCUACCCCAACGGCCUCGAGCUGUCUGAGCGUUGCAAGGCCCUGAUUACGGAAUUGCUGCAGUUCAGCCCGUCGGCUAGACCUUCGGCGGGCCAGGUAGCGCGCAACGGCUGGCUGCGCGCUGGAGACUCCGGCUAAAAGCCGGGGUCCCCCCCCCCCCCCCAAUUCCCGUCUCCCCAAGCACUGCGCAAGCGCGGCGCACGCUCUGUUUCCAGAGUCCUGCGAAGCCGCCGUGCGCCAAUCAUCCUUUCCCCGUUUUCCUCUUCCUCGACCGCGGGGCCGCGAUCGCCCCGGUUUCGAAUAUAGUUUCUCCUGCACGAUUUGAAGAGCAGGAGAGCGCAUGCGCAUCCUCGAUUCCCUGCAAAAAGGCCCCGGGAAGGGGCGGGACCAGAGGAUGCACAAGCAUUGCGCCUGCGCGGAAUGAGCGGCGGUUGUGCAGCCGGAGGUGGCUGCCUUGAGCAGCUGCCCGCGAGGGCAAGCACCGGGAAUACGUCGGUUCUCGGCUUGUGCCUGAGGCGGUCGCGGGACGGCACCCUCAGGGCGCCACCCUGGUUGUAACUUGCAAUAAACUCGCUCUGUGUCGCACCUGGGCUCUAGCGACGACCACCUUUUAUGGAGUGGGGUGAGGGGGUCUCUCCCCGGAAGGCAGGCGCGGGCGCUCCAUUUUACAGAAAGGUGUGUGAGGGUUCUUGCUACAGUUCUCAAAAGGGAGUUGGGAGGAUUGAAACUCAGACCACUUGCCGUUCCCCUCCCAUCCUUGGAAGAGCCAGAGGGGCUUUAGGGUCAUCCCCGGCGUCCUGAUGGUCCUGGGAAUGGAGAUGCUGGGCUGGGCAGCAAGGGCCCAGCAUCUUUCUAGUGUUUCAGAAGGUGCGGUGUUGACGUCAACUGAGCGUUCACAGACAAGGAAAUUAAGGCCCACAUGUAUGUCACGUGCCCCAGAACACAGCUGGGAUUUGAACCCAGAUAUGGCUGAAGUAAGGUUGGGAAGGUGGUGGAACCUCUUAGUGAGGGCCCUUCCUUAGGCUAAUGGUGUGGGGAGUUAAAGGUGUGGCAUAAGUCUGUCGGGCAAGUUGAUUCGUUCAGUCAUCAUUCAUGCAUUUAUUGAAUGCCUGCUUUGUACCAAACUUUCGGACUUAGCAGAGAGGCUUAGAUUCAUCUCUGCCCUCAGUAAGGGGGCAAGUGAAAAGUAAAAAGUUGCAUGGAAAUCUUUUAAAAAUUGUCAGUUGUGCUAAAUGCUUGGUUGGGGGUGACACCAGAGGGACUGAAGGAGAUAUCUGAGUGGAACUCUGAAGGAAUCAACACUGGAAACAGCAGGAAGUGUUUCUUGAGUUCCCAAACAGGAUGGAGCUGGUGUGUUUGAGUAAUGCCAGGAAGCUCCUGUGGCUGGAAUGGAGAGGUAAAGGUGUAUUGUCUGGAGAGGGGACCGCACAUGACCUGAAGGAGUGUGGGGGUUAUUUUGCUACAAUGAGAUUACUGGUAUGGGAAGUGUCUCCCUAAGUCUUAAUUCUACCUGCUCCACCUGAGGCCCAUGACCAAUCUCUAAGGAGGCUGGUCAGCUUGUGGGUUUCACCAUGUCCCACCCUUGCUCACUCAUCAUCCUCCAUGGCUCUCAGGCACCUGGGGAUUAAGUGUCAGCUCUCCUCUCAUCCCUUUAAAUGGGCUGUGGCCCCACAGGCUGAGAGAGGGGAAGUGCCUUGCCUCUUAGUCCUGGCUUGUUCCUAUCUGAACUGAGACAGAAAACCCAACCCUUUGAUUUGCCCCAGAAAGGUGCCUUUCCUGACCUGGACCAUACCUCAGGCUCUGCACCUGGAAAACGGUGUCAGGAACUCAACCUUGCAGUUGUUGGAAGGGUUGGCACUGCACUCAGAAUAAAAGUCACAUCCUCACCCCUAUUUCCCACCUUGGCCUUACCUCUGAGACUUUUUACUGACUGUUCCCACUCCCAGCAAUGUUUCUCCUUUUCAUUCAAGACUUUGCCCACCAAGCUUACCUCCUCUGUCACUAUUCUUUUUUCCUUAAUACUCACUUGAUAUGUUUAUUGAUUUUAGAGAAAGAGGAAGAGAGAGAAACAUCAAUCAGUCUGAACCCACAACUCAAGCAAAUGUCCUGAUGGGGAAUCAAACCAGCGACCUUUUGCUUUGUGGGACGACACCCAGCCAACUGAGCCACACCAGUCAUGAUUGUCACUCUUUUCUUCACCUCUUUGCCCUUGUCACAGGUUUGAUCCAAUGCCUGGGGUGCAGCACAUGCUUAUUUCUGCCCUUCACUAGUGAAUCUGUAUGAGCAAUGAGCCAAGGUAUCCUCCCACCCCAUGGCCAUGGCUUGGUUUAGGGAGGGACAAAGUCUCAGAACCAGGUGUGAGUGUCCCAUUUAUUAGCUGGAGAAACUGAGACUCACCCCCUGGGUCUGCCAAGAAGCCUGUGGCUGAAUCAGCAAAGACUCACUUGAAGGCUGAGUGCAAAGCCCCUGAGAAAGCACCCCAUAAGUGCGCUUCUUGCAGCCAGCGUUAGAGCAUAGGUAGACUGGUUUGGGUUUAAUUUCUGUCAGCUCUGUGCCUGCCCAGGUGAAACCAAGCUGGCUGUUGGAGAAGGCAGUUAGCACUCACUGCGAGAGGCAAGAAUGCCUUAAUAACAAAA
Messenger RNA from Phyllostomus discolor (pale spear-nosed bat), 4085 nucleotides. RefSeq names its product testis specific serine kinase 6 (gene TSSK6). Bases 766 to 1587 code for a protein of 273 amino acids. Gene Ontology annotation, cellular component: cytoplasm. Gene Ontology annotation, biological process: microtubule cytoskeleton organization; protein phosphorylation; intracellular signal transduction. The record is from RefSeq and is a predicted model, not a curated record. The transcript has a single exon. Lineage: Eukaryota; Metazoa; Chordata; Mammalia; Chiroptera; Phyllostomidae. Gene Ontology annotation, molecular function: ATP binding; tau-protein kinase activity; protein serine/threonine kinase activity.